Myiozetetes cayanensis is the source of this 6694-nucleotide messenger RNA. It is a transcript of the gene TULP1, whose product is annotated as TUB like protein 1. The transcript has 14 exons. Gene Ontology annotation, cellular component: cilium. Bases 22 to 1659 code for a protein of 545 amino acids. Gene Ontology annotation, molecular function: actin filament binding. Gene Ontology annotation, biological process: protein localization to cilium. Lineage: Eukaryota; Metazoa; Chordata; Aves; Passeriformes; Tyrannidae. The record is from RefSeq and is a predicted model, not a curated record.
CGGGGCAGGACAGAGGAAGCAAUGCCGCUGCAGACGGAGAUACUGCGUGAGGUCUGGGCUGCAGACAGUCCCAGUGAGGAGCCGGGAAGUCCCCAGCAGCAGAAGCCCAAACAGCACCAUCUGUGGGGGCAGAAGCUGAAGAAGAAGAGGCAGGAACCUGGACUGGAGCCUGAGGCCAAGCCAAGGCGGCUGCGAGUGAAGAAGCCGGGUGAGGCAGGGGCUGUCGAGGAGCCACAUGCCCCAGCACAGGGGGUGAAGAAGCUGAGGAAGAAGAAGGAGGAGAAGGGAGAGGAGGAGAGCGACAAGGACCCCUAUUCCAAAUUCACCAGGGAGCCUCGGAAGAAGAAGGAAAGCCCAGCGCCUCGCUCCCAUGUGUCCAAGGGCCCCAGGAAGCAGCAAGAGCUGGCCGAGGAUGAGGAGGAAGAGGAGGUGGAGAAUAAAGACCCGCCAAAAAAGCUCAAAAAGAAGCUUCCUAAAGACCCUUCCUCAGGAGACAGCCGGGAGAAGAAGCUGAAGCCGAAGGGAGACAAGAGUGACCCUGACAGCAAAGCCAAAUCUGCCAAAAGCACCAAGAAGGAGCAAAUGUCCAUGUUUCAGGUGAAGAAGGAGAAGAAAACCAAGAAGAAAGCCACCACCAGCAGUGAUGAGGAGGAUGAUUCCGACUCCAGCACCAAACCUAUCAGGUCAGAGAAGAAGAAAAACCCAGCAUCCCUCUUCCAGACUGGUGGGGAUCCCCCCAAGGAGAAAAAAUCCAAAAAGAAAGUUCCUCCCAAAGGGACUGAGAGUGAGGAGGAGACCCUGGAAACCCUGCAGAAAAACUCCAACAAGAAGGGGAAAACAAAGAAAUCAAAGAAGCAGCUGAAGGAGGAGAGGCCCCCAUCACCUGUCAUUGAGGUCGACAACCUGGAGGAGUUCGUGCUGCAGCCGGCACCGCAGGGGGUGACUAUCAAGUGCCGGGUGACACGGGACAAGAAGGGGAUGGACCGGGGACUUUACCCCACCUAUUACCUUCAUUUGGAUAAUGACAAGAAGGUGUUCCUCCUUGCUGGGAGGAAGCGUAAGAAGAGCAAAACCUCCAACUACCUCAUCUCCAUCGACCCCACUGACCUGUCACGGGGAGGAGAGAACUUCAUCGGGAAGCUGAGAUCCAACCUGAUGGGUACGAGGUUCACAGUGUUCGACAAUGGUGCAAACCCCGACAGAGCCAAUGCUGACUGGUCCAAUGUGCGGCAGGAGCUUUCGGCCGUGGUCUAUGAGACCAAUGUUUUAGGCUUCAAAGGUCCCCGGAAGAUGACAGUCAUCAUCCCUGGGAUGAAUGCUGACGGUGAGAGGGUGCCCAUCCGUCCCCGAAAUGAUAACGACGGCCUCCUGAUGCGAUGGCAGAACAGAAACAUGGACAAUGUAAUUGAGCUGCACAACAAGGCACCAGUGUGGAACGAUGAGACUCAAUCCUAUGUCCUCAACUUCCAUGGCCGGGUCACCCAUGCCUCUGUCAAAAAUUUUCAGAUUGUUCAUGGCAGCGACCCCGACUACAUCGUGAUGCAGUUUGGGCGUGUGGCGGAUGAUGCCUUCACCAUGGACUACAACUACCCUCUCUGUGCUGUGCAGGCCUUUGCCAUCGCCCUCUCCAGCUUUGAUGGGAAGCUGGCCUGCGAGUAGCACCUGCACUGGGCCUGCCGGGACCACUGGGACCACCUGCCAGUGCCUGGCAGAUGCUCCUGCAUCCCUGUCCUGUUCCUUUCCCUGCAUUUCCACCUUCUGUCCAGUGCGUGCUCACAGUUGCUCCUGGGGUGGUUCACAGAGCACGGUGCUUGCCAAGCACCAUGGGAUGCUCAUCCAGCCGCAGCCACCCUCUCUGGGCAAAUUCAGGACAGAUCGCUGGUCUGGGGUGAUGGCAGAGUCAAGCCUGAGGUAUAUUUAGCAGAUGAGGCUGACUAUGAUCCCUACCUCAUCCCUUUGAGAUGUUUCUUGGACUCAGAUCCUGGAAACUCAUCCCCUCCUUUUAUUUUUUUAGAUUCUGAUUUGUAUUUUUAUGCUCAGUUCCCCAGUGAGAGGAGGUAGGUGGUCUCCUUGCUUUGUGUUUCUUCAUCCCUCUGUGAGUCUGCACCGAGGCCCCGUGUAGGUGGGCUCUGCCCAAGUUCCCAGCUAGAGACCCCCAUCCUGGCUCGAUGCCCACUGGGCACAAAGCCCCUGUUUUGCCCCAUUUUGUCCUGGUGUGAGUGGAUACCCAGUGCCCAUGGUAUCUUUUCACCUGCCAGGUCUCACCCUGCUGCCCAGAAACUGUUGGGGAUUAAGGUCCCUGAGAAGCAGCCCGGCACUCAGAGCACUGGCAGCCUGUAGGCACGUGCUGAGGAAUGGUGGUGCCAACGGAGGAGGGCUGGCAGCCACGUGAGGCAGAGUUGGCAUUGUUGGCAGGGGGCCCAGCUGGGUCAGUUCUUCAGGAGGGACCUGGAAGAGAAAACUGAGGGUGCACCAGGAAGCAAUGGAGUGACUCAUGAGGUGUGGUGUGGUGCUGAGUCACACUCAGCACCCAGACAGGCCCUGCCAAACCCCCUGUGCCUCUUCCACUCACUGCCCCUACACUCUGCAACAUCCCUCCAGACCCCACACAUCGCAGGUGUCCCCACUGGUGCUCCUUGUUCAUGGGAAGGUGGUGGCCAGAAGGUGCCACCCCCUGUCUCAGACUGGUGGGGUGUCAUGGGGAGCUACGGGGAGACAGGGGGAAGGGGAGAUGCUGGAGAGGGGUUAGCUCAAUGGGAGCAGAUCAGCCCAUGCUCCUCUUUCCAGUACAAUCCCACCUUUAUGGAGUGAGGAUUUGGCUUCAAAGACAGUCCCCAACCUGAUUAAUUCAGUGGUAAGAAACACGGGGACAUGCCAAGGUCCCCUGAAACACCAUCCUCAGCUGCCUGAGUUGUUUCUCUUACCAGCUCAGCUAAUGCACUGACCCCAGGACAAUUUGGGCUUUGUUUCCCAGGACACAUAUAGGUUGUUCCCCCAUUCUGGAGGUGAUCUGAGCCCCUCAAGUUAAUGCAUCUGAGAGGUAGCUGGAGCAGUUGGGCUGAGGAGUAGUAGAUGGAUGAGACAGAUGCAGUUAUGCAAGAGGGAUGCUCAUCCUCACUGGGCAGUGUUGCAACACCAACAUGGCCCAAACUCGUCUCUCUGUGGAGCUAAGGACAGAUGACAGUGACAGUGGAAGUAUGAACUGCUGCUGGACUGCUACUGAACAUCUUGCCCCAGUAGCUUUGCAGAUGACAGUGGAGAUUUUCCCACCAGCUGCAUUAAUCUGGGCUCCAUGAUUCAUCAGCAGACACUCAUGGCAAGGGCCAAGGGAGGUGGACAGCUUGGGGGACAACAGGCUGGCAUGGGACAUUGUCCAUUACCCAUGCAGUGAAAUCAGAGAUCGUCUUGUGAGCUAAAGGGAGAAUCAGCCACAGCAGUUCAGGGCCAGCAUGCCCCAUGAGGUAUGGCCAGCAAAUGCGGGGAAAGCAAGAGCUUUCUGCCCAAAUCUAGCCAUGAACCCAACAUCUGUUUGAAACUAGGACAAGCUCAGCUGAUGGUUGAGCCAACACUUGUCCCUGUUUCCUCCAGUAGAGGCAGAAAAGAAGCAGCAGAGUGAGAGAGAGGGGUUUGGGCUCCCCAGGUUCUGGCUGGAGCACAAGCUGCUGCUAUCCCAGCUGCUCCCCAGGAUGAUUCUCCCUCCCCUCAUCCAAAAAGUCUCCAUUUUGCCCGUUGUUGCUUGCAAAUCCCUCAGGUUUCCUGUAGCCUAAGCAGAGUAAAAUAUCUGCCUAGGCUAUCCAACACAAUGUCACCCCAUCUCAGAGCUGUCACUGCAUCAGUUGCCCACCCCAAAUCCCUUACACAAACCCUCUAAUGCAAACCAACUGCAGCACAAGAAACAAAUGAAAACAAUUUAAGAGGGCGAUGGAUAUUCGGGCCCUUUGUUUGCGCUGGCUGUUAACACCAGAGGAGAGGAGGGAUGGAAGCAGUUGAAAUGUGUAUCUACUUUGGCCGGCGGAAAGUGUGACGGAUGCACCAGAAAACCAAUGGCUGAGGGUGCUGGGGUGUGCGUGGGUGUGAAAGGAAUUCUCUCUGCAAGAAAAGAGGGAAAAAAAAAGAGGAAAGCCUUUAUCAAUAGUGUUUGAGCCCAAAGUGUGUGUCUUCCUUGGAGAUAGGGUUUUGUCAAUCCCCAGGGAUAAUAUUUUCCCUGCAGUGUGAGACUUUGAGGUUUCUGAAGCUUCAUUUUUAGGGUGCUGGUGUUAGGCUGGUGCUACAGGGAUGUAUUUUUAACCCCAGAAAGCGCUGGUGCAAGGGCACAAGCAUGGCCAGGGGCGACUGUCAUCAGCUCCUCAAGAGAACCUCCUAGGAAAUGCAUUUUAUUUUUGCAGAGAUGCUUAUAAGGCAAAGGGAAGGAAAAAAAUAAGGCCCUACUUCAAUGCUGAGCACGUGUCCCAAUUAGGACCAGUGUUGCUGUGGUGUCAUUGACUCUCUCAGGCAGUGGUUGCUGGCAUCCCCAUCCCAUGUUCAUGAGUGGAAAGAUGCUCAACUAGAGCUCAUCAGGAAGAUGGAUGUGGGAGGUUCUUCUCCAGUCACUUGCUACUCCCCUUUCCCCAGACCUCUGGGGCUCAGUGGGCUCCAUAUACCCAGCCCUGAGCAAAGGCUUAACCCCUGCACUCUUUGGGGGCCUGACAGAUAUUUUCCAUAAGGCAAAUGUCCAAUAGGGCAGGCAACUGAAAAAGGAAAGGGUUGGUGCAUCUCAGCAGGUGUGGGAGCGGAGGCCAGCACUGGGAAACUCCUUGUCCAGCAAUGGAAGGGCUGGAGCUGUUUGGUUCCCAGCAACUUCCCUAGCAAAGAACAGUGUCUGAACCCUGGGGGCUUUCCAGCUUUGAAGUGGUGAUACAUUAAUUAAUUAAAGAAGUGAUUGUGAUGAGGUAUUUUUCUCUUCUCUAUCCUUCCCCUCCCCUUAUAUUUCUUUUGGUGGUAUUUUUUUAGAGGGAAAGGCAGACUUAUUGCUGGUAAGCUGGGCUGUGGCUUUGCAGGAUAGGCUCCUUCUUGGUGCAGCAAGCAACAGGCAGCCAUGGGAAAGCCAAUAUUUUUCAACUGCUUUUUAAAAGGAGUAAUUUUUUAAUUAGUGAAUCUAUUCUAGAGAAGUGUUGGAGUUUUACAAUGUUGUAGCUGUUCUUGGUGUCUUGCCUAGACUUGGAUGUUCUGGCCAUAAGAAAAUAUUAUUUAUGGCAUUGCAGCUUGCAGCUCUUUUAUAUUAUAAUUUGGGAAAGGAAGUUGCUGUUCCCACCAGUGGACAAAAAAAAAAGCAGAAACAUGGAUUAUGGACUUCUGAAGGAGAGAGAAAAAAAGAAGCAGAACAGACACAAACCACUGAGCUGGUCUCAAAUCACUGCACUCCAAAACAAGCUCAUCCCAGCACCACUAGCAGUUGCAUUGGACACUGAAGUGAGACCCCUGCCUGCUCGGCAGGCCCAGAGCAGCAGUGACUGCCUUGGUACUCCCCUGCGCAGCAUUACAUGUGUUUCUAAACAUUUGCAGAUCAGGCUUUUAUUCAUGGGCUAAUGCACACUUGUUUGCUCGUGCCUUACUCAGCCUAAACUACUAUUGAACUCAAUUAAGGCUGUCAUCUGCAGGAGCACUCAAUGUCAUUUUUGCCCAAGUAAGGGAUGAGUAACGAGACUCCGAACAGCCCUUGGAGAAUAGCAGCCAUUUUGUUACAGUUUUUGGUCCAGAUUUCUUACAAGUUAACACCAGGCCAAGGGUGGAAGAAUGCGAUAUGGCUUUAUGAAUCACACACAAUUGCUGAAUGUGCUGGAUGCUGUCACUUCAUGGGCUGAAGAGUUGGCUUGUCCCAAAAUGCCUGAAUACAACCAAACUCAUCAUGAAAAUUGGAAAAAUAUGUUUCUAGAAGGGAUGGGAUGCAAAGAGCAUCCCUUCUCCAAGCGAGGCCAAUGGGAGUAGUCCUCUCUGUGAGUUUUGGGUACCACAGCAAAGAUCUGUGCUGCACAUCUUCAUCUGGCAGGACCAGAGGUUUUGCCCCUACUGGGGCUGUGGCUCCUGACAGUGGGGCUGGGCCAGGGACUCUUAUGCCAUCAGCUGGCUGUGGCUUAGCAUGUUUCCAUCCAUCAGCUCACUCAGAGGAAAUGACCAUGGCUUUGUUAUAAAUUGGUAUAAGAAUUUAGACAAUUCCAAUUAAACAUUGAUAUAUUUAUUAAGCAAGCAAUAAUAAAGCAAAAAACAGCAUUGGGUGGUCUGGGGAGUCAGUCUUCUCUCUGCCCAAGACACACAUCAAAAUGUAGUAAAUGUCCCUUUUUAUACACUUUCAAGUCCCAGGUUUUGAAUGCAAAUGCGUUGUAGCUGUGAGUUCCUGGCUUGUUGCUAGGUGGUUAUCUGCCUUCUGGAGUUUGUCAGGGAUGAAAGCUGUAGUUCUUAUCUGUUGUAAAUUCUACCGAUACUGACACUUGUUUGUUUAGCAAGAUGUCUGUAAAACUUAUCUUGUUGAAUUAUAACAAAAGUUUCUUAUUCCCUAAUACACGUAAGAUUUUAUGAACAAAGUUAACCCUUCUAUUACAGCUUGGCUCCUGGAUGAAUUCCCUUGGGAAAUUACAACAGUGUGGGCUGAGAUCCCCCUUCUGGGCACCAUGGGGUGGGUGUCUGGGAGAGAUGGGGAAUCUGCAGUCUGGUGGGAUGU